This is a messenger RNA of Beauveria bassiana ARSEF 2860, 1872 nucleotides long. RefSeq names its product Flavin-binding monooxygenase-like family protein. Lineage: Eukaryota; Fungi; Ascomycota; Sordariomycetes; Hypocreales; Cordycipitaceae. The transcript is spliced from 3 exons. Bases 1 to 1872 code for a protein of 623 amino acids. The record is from RefSeq and is a predicted model, not a curated record. Gene Ontology annotation, molecular function: N,N-dimethylaniline monooxygenase activity; NADP binding; flavin adenine dinucleotide binding.
AUGGAACGACUAGAUUGUGCCGUGAUUGGCAGCGGUAUUAACGGAUUAGCUGCCGCCAAGCAGUAUCAUGUCACGCACCCAGACGACAAGCUCGUCAUUUACGAAUCGCGUCCCUGCCUGGGAGGAACGUGGUCGGUAGAGCGGCUGUACCCGAACCUAAAGACGAACAAUCUCUUGGGGACCUUUGAGUAUCCGGACUUUCCACUCGACGCGCAAGCUGCAAAGCUUCAGCCUGCCCAGGAUCAUAUUCCAGGCGAGACGGUCAAUGCGUACCUAGAGGCUUACGCUCGUCGCUUCGGCAUCGACAGGCUCAUCCAGUUCAACACAAAGGUCGCCGUCGCUGAGCACCAGGAAGAAACAGAACAAGGUGGCUGGGUGCUCACGCUGGAGAAUGCAAAGGGAACCGACGCUCCGACCAAAGUCUUUGCACGUCGCCUGAUUGCCGCAACUGGUCUUACUACCGAUCCCAUUGCACCAGCUUUCGACGGCCAGGAAACACUCGGGGGUCCUAUAUUUCAUGUCAAGGAAUUUCCACGAUAUGCUGAUACUCUCAAGACGGCAAAAAGUCCAACCGUAUACGGGGUUGGUAAAGCUGCCUGGGACGUAGCCUAUUCGUAUGCAAUGUCCGGCGUGCCAGUCAAUUGGGUCAUACGUGGUAAGCACAUCUUUGGCAUUACCCGGUCCUUUUUCACUUUUGCUAAUCGAGCUUGCGUUGCAGCUUCCGGCCAUGGCCCAGUAUGGCUUUCCACACCUCGCGUGUCUCCUUUCAAGCUAUGGCUGGAGAAACUUGCACACACUCGUGCCAUGACUUGGUUCAGCCCAUCCAUCUGGUCCGAAACAGAUGGCUUCUCCUGGAUUCAGCGAUUUCUGCAUCGCACCUGGCUCGGCCGUCUGGUGGUCAACAGCGUGUGGCAAGUCAUCGGCUCCGACGUCAACGACUUGGUUGGUUAUGACAAGCACCCUGAGACUGCCAAACUCAAACCGUGGAUCCCUAUCAUGUACGCAGCCACCAGUCUCAGCAUCCUCAACUACGAAAAGGACAUGCUUGAGCUUGUUCGAAACGGAACGAUCAAGGUCCACAUUGGAGAGAUUGAGAGACUCGGCCCGGGCGAGGUACAUCUGAGCGACGGGACCUCGUUUGAAUCCGACGUAAUGAUGGCGUAUAGUGGUUGGCAGCAGUCGCCCCCUGUAAAGUUUCUACCCGAGGGCAUCGAGGCGGAGCUAGGGCUGCCUCAUCAUCGAACGGACGGCGAAUGGGAUCCUGAGACUGGAAAGCAAGCACGGCUGAUCAAGCGUGCCGACAGCGAAAUACUGGCCAAGCUUCCGAUCCUGAAAAACCAACCCCAGUUUCCCAACUACACCUCCAUCACGAAGCGAGACGGCGUCGUGACGACUAAUGCCAAACCCCAGACCGGCUACAUGCUGUAUCGCUUCCUGGCGCCGCAAUCAGCAAGGCUUCUCAGAUACCACGACAUUGCCUUUGCCGGCCUCAUGUACAAUCUGAGCACCAUGACCACGGCGCAUAUCAGUGGUCUCUGGAUGAGCGCCUUUCUUGAUGGCAAACUGGACAACAACCCUUCUGCCAUUGCCGCAGACGCAGAAGCUUAUGAGAAGCUACGAUACGAAAAUGUGCUGCACAACCGUUUUGGGCACUGGCGUCAUCCAGUCGAUUGGGAUUUGAAAUCGCCUUGUUUGGUGUUUGACACUCUUACGUAUGUUGGCACAUUGCUCCGCGAUCUUGGGUUGAAGACGCGCCGGAAGAGCAACCUGUUUCGGGAAGUUUUUGACGCUUAUGGGGCAGAGGAUUAUCGAAAUGUGAAUCAAGAAUGGGAAGAGGUUCAGACUACCAAGAAGAAGAAGAAUCAUGCGUGA